AUGGGAGAUAUUUAAAUUGUAACUAAUUCCAGUAAUUAUGAUAAAAAAGCAAAGUCCAUACUUUUGAUGAUGAUUUAGAGUUCCUUAGAGAAGAUAAAAAUUGCAGUAUACGAGAAGGAACUUUGUUUGAUGCAUUAAAAAUAUUGUGUGAUAGACGACCAAAUUAUUAUGACCGGCUCUGCAAAUUGGACGAACAAUGCGUUUCGUAAGAAUGUAGAGAGUGUAGUUAUUUUGAACAAUGUCAAAGAGGCUUAGUUGUAUACUUGCGAAUUUUGGAAGGUUUGGAAUCAGUCCUAAAUCUUAAGAUUAAAAGGGUAGAAUCUGGACUUCUCUCCCUUCAUUAAUGUGGAAUCGAUGAUCUGUAUGGAAAGGAGGAGAUAGAAGAGCAAAUUCAAUAAGAUAAUCGAUUUGGAGGAUAGUCAUCAGCAGGAGGAGGGGGAUAAGGAUGAGGAGGUCAAGGAGUAAUCUGAUGAAAGUGUACAGGGUUUUUAAAGUUAAAAGAUUAUGAAAAUAGAUGGCAAUCCUAAAAGGAAAAGCAAUUUAUAGUAAUAGAGACAUAAUUUAUAACAUAAUGAGUUUCACGAGGGAAAUCUAGUAAUUUAAAUAGAUGCUCCGAAUAAAUAAAAUUUAGAUUAAAUUGAUGAAUUUGAAAUUAUGCUUUGAUUAUUAAUUAUAUUGAAAAAUAAAUAUUGUAAAUGUCAAAUUAAGAAAUAAAUGAAUUAAAUCCUUGUAAGUGUUGGAUUAUGAUAUAUUUGGCAAAUGCAAUGAUUUGAUGUCUUUUAUCAAAACAACACAACCUAUUUUGAGUAACGAUCCUUAAAUUAAAGUAAAAAUUGGAGCGGUGGCAAAAUUAAUUAAUAUGCUUCUGAAAUUAUUAAAGGACUCCGAUAGCUCACUCUUAUCAAAUCAACCAGAGUAUCACGAGAUCAUAUACAUAAUCAAUAAUAACCUUUAAUGGAAAAUCAAGCAAUAUGAAGAAUAAAUAAAAAGAUGAGCACAAGCGAUGCUUAAUCCAACAGUGAAAU
Paramecium tetraurelia is the source of this 1025-nucleotide messenger RNA. RefSeq lists its product as uncharacterized. The transcript has 2 exons. The record is from RefSeq and is a predicted model, not a curated record. Gene Ontology annotation, biological process: piRNA processing. Gene Ontology annotation, molecular function: RNA endonuclease activity producing 5'-phosphomonoesters, hydrolytic mechanism. Lineage: Eukaryota; Ciliophora; Oligohymenophorea; Peniculida; Parameciidae. Gene Ontology annotation, cellular component: mitochondrion.